AUGAGGUUGACCCCACUCACAUACCUCGCCUCGUCGCUCGCCAGGAACAGAACCGCAUUCGCCACGUCAUCCACUGUCAGCUCCACGCCCUGCAGAUUCGCAUUGGCCCCAACGAAGUUCCUGAACCCUGUCCACGCGUCCUCCGUCCUCUCCUCCUCCGGCAGCGCCAGCCCCGUCGCCACCGCGUACGGCGACACACAGUUCACCCGCACGCCGUGCUUCCCCAGCUCGGCCGCCACGCUCUUCGUCAGCCCAACGACCGCGUGCUUCGACCCCGUGUACGCGUGCGGGCCCAACCCCCCGAUCACGCUCGCCACGCUGCUUAAAGAAACUAUCGAGCCCUUCCGGGCCGGGAUCAUGGCCCGGGCCGCAUGUUUCAUCCCGAGGAACGGGCCCUUCACGUUCACGUCGAACGUGUGCUCGAAAACCGAGAGGUCGCAGUCACGGAUGUCCGGGCAGGGAGGGCCCGAGAUGCCCGCGUUGUUGACCAUGAUGUCGAGGGGCCCGAAAUGUCGAGAGACGAAGUCGACGGCCCGGCUGAUGUCAUCCUCGACAGUGACGUUGCAGUGGAUGAAGGAGGCGUAUGGGCCCAAGUCCCGGGACAAGCUCUGUCCCAAGUUGUCUUGGAUGUCGGCUAUGCAGACCUUGGCGCCGUGCCUUCUCCUCAAGCCCUCGGUUAUGCUCCUCGUCAAGCACGUCCACACUAUCGUAAUCCACCCCUUGGCCCUCGAGGAUGGCCUUUUUAUGUGGGGCAUUUCUGACCCAUGUUGA
Striga asiatica is the source of this 771-nucleotide messenger RNA. The record is from the annotation of a GenBank genome assembly. Lineage: Eukaryota; Viridiplantae; Streptophyta; Magnoliopsida; Lamiales; Orobanchaceae.